AUGGAGAUAGAAGACGGCAUGGAGGACCCAGACAGUAAUAGUCUUUGCGAGGCUGCGGAUGCGCUAGGUAGAGUGAGAUCGUCGAUUGGAGCAGUGCAUGGGAAUAACGGAGACUGUGAAGCAUACAGCAAUAGCAGUAUUGCUUCGAAGCCUAGUGACAUUGUGAGAGCAUAUUCGUAUCUUCUUACCUGCAUUGACCAUGUGGAUGGAGUCCCAGCUGUUAAUUUUAGGGAUCUUUUCGUUGUAGAAACUUUUGUCCUCGACAGGAUCUGUGAGAAAAAGAUGCUUGACUUCGAUAGGAUCUUUGGAGAACAAAGGAACCCCAAUGCAAAAAGAAGAGAGAUGCUGAAAGCCAUGGAGGGCUGUCUUCCAAACAGCCCUAUAAACAUAGACUGUGAGCAGGAGCUCGAUUCCCUGAUGUAUAAGGUCUACAAGAGGCGUACGGACUUGAAUCCUAAGGAUCUUGCUCUCGGGGAAAUUGAGCUCCUGCUUGUCACAUUAUUCAGAAGAUCAGAGUCAUCAAGAUUUUUCAAGGUCUUCAGCCGAUGCAAAAAAAGCAAGGGAGCAUUAAGACUGGGGCUUCUCAUGGGUCUUAAGGAUGGCAACGAUGGACUGGUGGAUAAGCUACUACGGAGCUACGGCGAAGAAGACCUUUCCACCAAGAGCUACUUUCUAGACUGCAAAGACGACCUGAUUAGAAGAUCCAUCGAUCCGGAUUGGAUAAUGUCUGUUGAAAGCAAUGAGGAAUGGCUCGCUUGUAGGAAAGAGGAAAUGGAGUGGGAGGAGUGCGUUCACUUCUGGGCUACAAACAGAGAGGGAUCCUCGGAAGCAUUUAACAAGUCAAUGAUGGAUCUUUGCAUAAAACACAGAAAGUACGAAGAAGGAUGGAUUGUCUACAGCAAAGGAUGCAAGAAGACCCCUUAUGUCAUUCAUAAGGCAUGUCUUCUUUCAUUGAAGGCACUAAAGGAAACUAAUGAUUGCAAGUGGAUUUCGAGGCUGUUUGAAGUUAUCGAGGCUUCGGAGCCAGAGGAGGACGAUGCAAAAUACCUAGUUGCAAAUGAUGUCCUUGAAAACUUGUCAACCCUCCCUGAAAAUGUGAGGAACCUUGUUUUGAAGGGGUUCAUAACUAGAAUAGAUCUCCUGGACAGGAAUGAGGAAGUUGUGAAUCUAGUAAUAAGAGGGCUCCUAGACCUUUGCAGAACAUGUGGACAUGACAAGGGACACGACCUGUUUGGAGACUAUGCUAAUCUUCUAUAUAGCAAGUGGAAAAAGCACAAGCUUUGCGGUAGAUAUCCUCCAGAGAACCAAUGCAAGAUCGAGUCGGAAAUAUAUUCAAAUAUGCUGAGCGUCUUCGACACCUUGCAGGACAAGGAAAAGGUGCUUAGCAUAUGCAGGGACAUGGUCAAUAGCAACAUGAAGAUGACCAAAGAACUCUGUUCCAAAAUCCAAACACUCCAUACAGUGAAUCUUGAGUCUUUCAAGUCGGAGCCCACAUCCUUGGAACAGUAUUCUGUACUGGAGCGGCUGGUGUCUCUUGUUCUGCAGAAGCAUUAA
Encephalitozoon cuniculi GB-M1 is the source of this 1554-nucleotide messenger RNA. RefSeq lists its product as uncharacterized. The record is from RefSeq and is marked provisional. Bases 1 to 1554 code for a protein of 517 amino acids. The transcript has a single exon. NCBI's taxonomy places the organism in Eukaryota, Fungi, Microsporidia, Unikaryonidae.